AUGCUAAUCGCCAGUCAAGUUCACCUAAUCCGGAAUCAGCACACUAGUUGUCGGCGAUUCUUCAUUAAACCGAGUUCUAUGUAAUCGGGGGUUCAAGAUUUGAUUUUUUUGAAAAAGUUUUGACUAAACAUGUAUCCAGUAUGUUCUUUUACCUGCUGUAUGUGACAGUACUAGUGCACGGAUUUGUAUUCUUGUGCGAUUUUGUUAUAUUGAGGAUCGUCUGUCACCGAAGGGUAUCCAGAUGAUCUCUCAGAUAUAACGAAGAGGAAGGAAAUAUCCUAUAAAUCUUCCAUUUCAUGUACCAAACGUGAGGCAUCUUCACAACCACUGAUACCAAAUCGGCUCCAAAAUGCUGCAGCUAACCUCAAAACUGCUUCGCUCUCUCACUCUAAUCCUCCUCGUCUCUGGCAUCCAAUUGGCUCUCUCACAAGAUGCCGAAACCACAACUGUGGAGACAUUCUCAACCGUGACACCAGAGAGCGAGGUGGCCGAGAUCCUCUUGGAGACACUCAACAGGACGUUCAAGAACAAUGACGAAUCCUCACCGGAUACCGAAAGUAGUGAAUCCGGAAGUAGUGGCUCGGAGACCGGAAGUAGUGCAUCGGAGACCGGAAGUAGUACCUCAGAGACAUCCCCGACCACAGCGAAACCGUCCAACAUCUUCAGAGUGCCCGGGAGGAAGUAUCCUGUCGCAGCAAGGGCGGAUGGUUCGCCUCAGUCCACCCCUGAGUUCCUGAGGAACGAUAUAGCGCUGAGAGGAUGGAUCUCUGAUGAGCUCGGUGAGGCGUUGUGGGCAUUUGCUCCCUCACCGAAGAAGAACAUGAGGUGCAGUCUCCAUAGCCAGCUAUACAGGAAGAGUCUACAGAACUACACUCUGUGGGCCAUGCAUAUGCUGGAGUCAUCAACACGUGUCGCGUCAGGUCUGACCUCCAGCAGCAUCUACCAGCUGGGCCACUUCGACGAAUGCAUCGACAUAGAGCUGAAGGGCGAGCAGCUGGAUGGAAAGUACUGCUUGGCCACCAUCCACUUUGCACCAGACGAGAAGCUCUACCCGGCCUACCAUCAACCUGACACCAGUCCCAAAUUCAAGGGUCUCGGGCCCUACGAUAACGCUUAUGAUGUGUUCAAGUCAAUGUUUGUUCUGCCAGUGCUGGAGUCAUCAACACGUGUCGCGUCAGGUCUGACCUCCAGCAGCAUCUACCAGCUGGGCCACUUCGACGAAUGCAUCGACAUAGAGCUGAAGGGCGAGCAGCUGGAUGGAAAGUACUGCUUGGCCACCAUCCACUUUGCACCAGACGAGAAGCUCUACCCGGCCUACCAUCAACCUGACACCAGUCCCAAAUUCAAGGGUCUCGGGCCCUACGAUAACGCUUAUGAUGUGUUCAAGCCGUCACCCGAUCUCUCCCGCAGACGACGUGACAAGGUGUUCUGGUCAGUGUGUGUACCCUCCUCGUGUACAGCCGCCGAUGUGUUGGAGUCUAUGAAUGCCCUCGUCAAGGACAACCUGGCCCAGCAUGGACUCCAGGUCAACAUAUCGCUUCCCAACGAAAUGUGCUACGCUAGACGCGAGGAUCCUCCGUUCAGUCUCGGCUUUUUCAUUGUGCUAGCUGUACUGGGUGUACUAUUCCUAAUUGUUGUUCAUGCAACCUGGAUGGAUAUGUUCUACUACCAGAGUGGAAGAGAGCAUUCGAAGAAAUGGAGGAAAUUCCUGAAGCCGUUUUCCGCCUACACAAACAUGACAAAGUUGAUAACAGCCAAUCCGGAUCGAGAGUUUUCCGAGUUCCAUUACUGCAAACUGUUUGCGAUGGCCUGUGUCAUUUCCGGACAUCGACAGAUGUUUCUGCAUGGACCCACCCCUAGUGAGAACCCCGGCUGGCUAGAAUGGACCUACUCCUACUUCUUAGUGGCGUUCUCAGUGAACGGUGGGGUUCUCGUCGAUGUGUUCUUCUUCCUGAGUGGCUUCCUAACCUGCCACUACAUCUACAUGGAACUGGAGAAGCGGAAACGACUGAAUCUAGUCGCCAUAAUCAUCAACCGCUGGAUCAGGAUUGUGCCAGUCUACAUGUUCGUGAUAGCAGUGUAUGCGUGGGUGUUGCCCUACACGGGAGAUGGUCCUCUAUGGAAAGCACGAAUUGGAGUCGAAUCUGAGAGAUGUGUCAACAACUGGUGGGUGAACCUGUUGUUCAUCAACAACUAUAUCAACCCCGAACAACAGUGUAUGGUGCAAGCGUGGUACCUGGCAUGUGACAUGCACUUCUUCAUAGUUGGCUCCCUGAUCGUGUACGCGGCGUGGAAGUGGAAGGGGGCCGGCAACCUCAUCAUGUGGGGAUCCCUAGCUAUUGCCUGCAUCAUACCCGGCUACGUCACCUACAAAAAUAACUACUGGGGAGUUAUUCUUCAUUAUAACAGUUUGUUCGUGGACCCUGUGAAGACAGAGCACUUCAUUUCAAUGUACAUGCCCAGUCAUACGAGGUUCGGCCCAUAUGUAGUGGGAAUGAUUGGCGCCUACACUAUGACCAAACUCAAGGAGAAGGAGUACAAGUUCUCCCUCCCAGUGAUAAUAAUCGGCUCUAUGAUUGGCGCAUUCCUAUCAGCUGGUACCCUGGUGUCGGGCUACCUGUUCUACAUCAGAGACCGGCCCUAUGAUCUGUGGGAAAACGUGUUGUAUGGAGCUCUCCACAGAUCCGUCUGGUCGGCCGGCAUUGUCUGGUUCUUUGUCGUCGAAAUAUCUCCGGAUAUGCACCCGUUCCUGACGGCGUUUGGACGUCUCACCUACUGUGCCUACCUGGUGCACGUUCUACCUCAACUCAUUCAGACCUCCACAACACGACUGCCAGAAUAUGUUGACAUGAAGAGAAUGGUAUGGUACUCGAUGGGUGACUUCACAUACGCCUACAUCUUUGCACUAUUCUUGAACCUGUUGUUUGAGGCACCUCUUGAGAGAGUGCAGAAGAAAGUGCUCAAGAGGAUGGUCAGAAAUGCUGAUGCCAAACUUCCCAAGAAAGGAGAAGUCAACAUGAAUGGCAAUGAAUUGACUGAAGUAAAGGAGACCACUGGGAUUGAUAACCACGCUAUGGAUAAAACUGAUAUCACCAAUUGAGUGAAUCAUUCAUGGUUUAUCAAUUCAACGAUUCAAUCGUGCUUUAAUCGGAGUGAAUCAUUCAUUAUUCAUCAAUUCAACGAUGCAAUCGUUUUGAAUUGAUUACAUUGAAUCAAUUAAUGAUUUGAUUAUAAUCAAUUAUUAAAAGAUUGAACUAAGAGAAACUUUAGUUCCACCUCACUGUAUGAACCCAGGAAUAUAAUUAUUUUUUUAUCAAAAGAAACUUUAGUUCCACCUCGCUGUAUGAACCCAGUAAUAUAAUUAUUUUUUUAUCAAAAUAAUUAAUAUUAUGGGAUAUAAAAACUGUGCAAUACGUUUACAGUGAUAUUAUUAAAAGUGAGAGUUGUUGUGAAUCAGAAUAUUUCUUGAUAAAGUGUGUAAAUAAAUUACCGUCGAAAAUAAAUGAGAGACACUAGAACAACUGACAUUGGUGCUCAAAACGUUGUAAAAAUGAAAAUGUGUUGUAAAUAAAGAGAAAGUUGUAUGUAGAAUUAAUUUUUAAAAUUAAUUGGAAGAAAUUAGGCUAGGUAUUACAGAGAAGGGGAAUAAUUAAAAAGAAUUCAAGUGACCUAGAAUUGGAUUUCAAUAUGUAUUCGAAUACAUUGAAUUUCAAAUUAUUAAUAAUAUUUUAAUAUUAAAAAUUUUACUUUCAGAAAGGGGGGAAAUGAUAUAGAAUUCAAGUUACCUUGGAGCUUGAAUUAAAUUUCAAUAUUUAUUUGAAUUAAUUUUAAUUUAAUUCUAUCCUCGAUUGGAAUAAUACAGUAAAUAAUACUUUUUGAAAGGUUACUUGAACUUUCAAUGUUUAUGUACAUACAGAAGUCGCCCUAAACAAGAAAGUGAAUAAAUAAUACACUAUAAUUUAGGUAGUGUAGUGUAGGCCUAUACAAUUUAAGCCUUUCAAUAUUGUACUAAUAAAAAUUGAGAUGAUAUGCUAAAUCAACGAUGACAUGAACUUGAAUUCAAUAUUUAUAUCAUCUUUCUAUGAUCAAUAUUGUAUAAAAUAAUAUAUAAUUAUCAUGGCAUUGCUCAAAAUCAAUUCUAAGUUUUUUAUAAAUGUAUUAUUAUAGAUAGGUUCAUCUAUCUCGUACUAAUAGAAAUAGAUAAUAUAAUAAUGUUCAAUUAACGACCUGAACAAACCAAUUUAUAUCAUCUUUCUAUGAUCAAAUGUAAGCUAAUAAUAAAAUAGUUAAUAUUAUGAGAUUGCUCAAAAUUAAUUCCAAGUUAUUUUAUCAAUUCCAGGCCUACUUGGUAUAAGAUGGUACAGACACAAGAAAAACCUUGACACCCAUGAGGACGUUAGAACUCAGAGUUUUUCUCUGUGACUGUACCAUAAACUAUUGUAAAGUGUUCCCAAUAUUUAAUGUUGUUGUUAAUAAUAUUAUUCUAGAAAGUAAAUAUUAUUAUUCAUGUAAACGGAAGUUUCUAUAUGUAUUUCUAUAUCUCUAUCUGUAUUUAUUCUAAGUAUAAAUGUGAAAAAUAUUCUGGAAAGUAAUUUUGCAUUCCACUAGCCUAUCAUUUCACUGACCUCAGUGGUUUCCUUAUAAGUUUUCUCUAUUUUGUUUAUACUUUCAUAUUUGAUUUGAAUUCAAAUGUAGUAGAAUAAAUGUUCCUAGAAAGCUCUA
Nilaparvata lugens (brown planthopper) is the source of this 4722-nucleotide messenger RNA. RefSeq names its product nose resistant to fluoxetine protein 6. The record is from RefSeq and is a predicted model, not a curated record. Gene Ontology annotation, molecular function: acyltransferase activity, transferring groups other than amino-acyl groups. The transcript has 15 exons. Bases 350 to 3100 code for a protein of 916 amino acids. Lineage: Eukaryota; Metazoa; Arthropoda; Insecta; Hemiptera; Delphacidae.